CGCCCCCAUGGCGGAGCCGCUGCAGAAGAAGCUCCAGGGGGAGCUGGAGAAAUAUCAGCAGUUACAGAAAGAGCUGGGCCGGGCGGUGGCGGCGCGGCAGAAACUGGAGACGCAGCUGACGGAGAACAACAUCGUGCAGGAGGAGCUGAACCUGCUGGAUGAAUCCAACACCAUUUUUAAGCUUUUGGGCCCCGUUUUGGUCAAGCAGGAUCUGGAGGAGGCCAAAAGCACCGUGGGGAAACGGCUGGAGUACAUCACCGGGGAGAUGAAGCGCUACGAGCAGCAGGCGCAGGAGCUGGAGCGGCGCUCGGAGCAGCAGCGGCAGCUCCUGGGGCACCUCCAGCACGAGCUGCAGGCCAAGCCCUGAGCGCCCCAAAAACAUUUGGGGACACCCCAAAAAAAUUUGGGAACUCCCCCCGAAAAUCUUGGACUCCCCCAAUUCCCAAAAAUCCCCAUUAAAUUCCGUGAAAAUACCCCAAAAUUGAGA
Camarhynchus parvulus is the source of this 487-nucleotide messenger RNA. RefSeq names its product prefoldin subunit 6-like. Gene Ontology annotation, molecular function: protein-folding chaperone binding. The record is from RefSeq and is a predicted model, not a curated record. Bases 8 to 367 code for a protein of 119 amino acids. The transcript is spliced from 4 exons. Gene Ontology annotation, biological process: protein folding; chaperone-mediated protein complex assembly. Gene Ontology annotation, cellular component: cytoplasm; prefoldin complex. NCBI's taxonomy places the organism in Eukaryota, Metazoa, Chordata, Aves, Passeriformes, Thraupidae.